GGAGAGUCGAGUCCCGAGCUUUCGAUUUUCUAAAUAUCUUUUCAACUCUUCGGAGCCUAUACUAUUGAAAAGAGAUAAUUAGGCACUAGCUCAUUGCUGCAUUUUUCCUGAUCGCGGUUGUAUUGAUUUCAUUUCUACUCACGACGCACGACAAGAUGCCAGCGAACACGGGCGGCGGGAAAGCGGCGAAGGCCAUUCAGGAGGUCGAGAGCAAGGCGCCAGAGGGACCGCCGGAAGCCGCGAAAACCGCAACAAAAGCAGUCCCGAUGAAGACCGCGGCCAUGAAAACUGCUGGUGCUGCACCUGCGUCGAAACAGAAACUAGCAUCAAAAGAGGACAACAGCACAAAAAUUGAAGCAAAAACAACAGCGUCUUCUUCGUCUUCCUCGUCCGGCGCGACGACCACAAAGAGUAGAACUACAACUAAGCAACCUACCAACACCAAGAUCAAGAAGAAACCACAGGACAACGUCGAAAAAGAAAAUGAACAACAAAAACCCGACAUGCACCUUGCCCAAGCGGGAAACACGGGUCGGAAGGAGCCGCGUCGGGGGGCUUUGACCCAGAAAAAAACCGCUGCAUUCGGCAAGAUGGGCGGCAGAGCGCAGGCACUGGAUGCGUUGGAGCGGGAAAACUUUGACGACUUGUGCUUCGCGAUGGAAAAAGGUACUUCAUCACUCGAAUACAUGUUUGGUACAGCUUAAAAACAGAAGUGACAGUCAAUUCAUGCUGUAGUUCGAGGGUGAAGUAAAACAGGACACGUUUACAGUUUCUGCUGUAACAAGUAGUAGAGAAGUCUGUCAUGCACGAAUCGUGAAAUCAAAAUUUCUAUUGCAGUAUCAAAAACCAGGUAUGACCGAGAAGCAGCGCUGGGAGUUUUUGGUAGAACAGGUAAAGGACAUCAAGUUUAUGAAGUCCUUAUCCUGUGCAGAAGUAUCGUACUCGUUGUAUUGCAGUCAUGCAUUAGCAUUACAAAUUUUUUUCUCAAGGUACAUUAUCCGCAUUGCAAAUUUUUUCUCAUGCUGAGGGAAUUUGUCAUGCAUUUUUUAUACGAGUGCAAUACUUUUGCAGUUCAUAGUCCUGGACCCGAAACAAUGUGUUUCUCGACACGAAGGAAGAAGCACAAAACGCCGCCAAGCUCGGGAUCGUAUGAAUUGCAAAUAUGUCCGGGUCUGGAGACCUGUGAUGCUGAAUUGAGCAUGAUUGAAGCGCUUGCAAUGGCAGCCAAGCAUGACAAGUUUUUGCGACGCGUUCUGAUGCCUAGCACGCAUUAUUUGCAUGACAAAGGAAGCUCCUCUUUUGCUGCUCAUGCAACACAGAUUUUCCAGGAAUGCAAGACACGCAACACAAGUUCCACGUGUUCCAGACCCAGACAUUUUUGCAUUUGAUAGAUCGGCCAGGAAGACAAUGAGGGAAAAGAGUCGUUUGACUUGGAGGGCCAGGAGGUUGAUAUGACUUUCAAAAGUAUCGUACUCGUAUAAAUGCAUUACAAAUUUCCUCAGCAUGAGAAAUAAGAUUUGCAAUGCUGAUUUACCUUUAAGAAAAAUAUUUGUAAUGCAUGACUGCGAUACGAGUGCGAUAGUUUUGCACAGGAUCGUUGACGAAAAGGAGCAGUUUGAAGACGAGCUAGAGGAAGACCAACAACUCCAGAACGGCGCCGAAGAGGAUGAUGACGAAAAACAAAACGAGAAAGAACCCUCGAAAAUGAAUAACAAGAAGAAGAAACUGGGGCCGCGAUUGCAACAGGGUUACGAUGUCACGAAGUUGCGAGAAUUUCUCAACACGGGGUUGGUCUCCUGCCGACCCGUCGGGAAGUUGGGACAGACGAUGAAUCAGCCGAGCGGGAUCAAGAUGAGUUUUCUGAUUAACGCAAUUAUGAAGACCGCCACCACGCGCGAACCGUUUACCUGCACCGCAAAGGAUUGGUGGUACUAGUACUAGACAUGGCGCGCUGUGGUUUCUUUGUGAUGUUAUUUCACCUUCACAGCUUGGAAAAGAAAACUGCAGCACUCUGAUGUCCUCGCAUCUGGAUAUGCAUCUGCCAUGCUGCAUUUCAUGUGAUAUACGCUUUAUUCUAAUACGUACGUAGAGUGACAUCCUCAUCGAUUUAUACUGAUUUCCCUCAAAAGGAAAACCCAAGUAUGAGUAAAAUCCAUGCUCUACUGUCAGGUACAGUUCUUGCACCAUCAACAAAGGCGGCAUUACCCGCGUACACUGCGACGCCGGAAACCUCGGCCCCUCCCGCCUGUUUUGCUUCGGUUGGGGCUUCAUUGGCGGACAGACGUGGGUCAUGGCGGAGGGGCAUGAGGUCGACGACCCAACAGUAAAAAUCGAGUGGGUGCCCACUUUUGCGGGCAACUGCAAGUCCGCAGUCCGAAACCGGGCGCAGGAGGUCAGGAAAAUGCAAGACGCGGAGCGGGAAGAAAAGGCGGGCCGUGCUACGGGUGGCCGGGGGAAAAUAAACUCCAGCAACCAGCACGGGGCCGCUGCUUCUGGAGGUGUGUCGUCGUCGAGUAGCAGCUCAUCUACUGCGAAUAAAAAUGGAAAAAGCAACAACAUUAACAAGCCAACCGGAUUGACCGCCAUUACCAGCAGCAAGAACAGUGCGCACAAACUGGAAGCGAUUCGCAUCAUGAAGCUGGACACAAAGCAGAUUAUCACGGCCGACGUAGACUAUCUGGAUGAGGGAGGAUCCUUAGCCGGGAUCGCCCUCCCCUUCAAGCGAGUAGACUGCCGGAACAAGAUCGCUGAUUUUAACUAUCCUCUGUGCAAAAGCUGUAUUGCGCUCGCACUAAUUCCAGGCAUGAAGCACAAAUCUUGUCUUUCAGUGAAAGCCGCACUACAGAUUUCAGUUGUAAUGCAGCUGAGAAAAGUUGUCAUGCGAUAGCGAUUUCUACUACUAGUGAAACUGCAGCGCGAUACUUUUGCAAUGCAUAUCAACGGCAUCCUGCCCCAUUGCACCACCCCUGUGUUUCCCGCCACCUGGGCAAAGGACCGAAGUCUGCGGCCCAAAGAAAUCCAACACGUGGACGACCUGGAGUUUUGCGACUCGCCAGAGAUGGCGCAGCUUCUCCUCGACGCGGCCAACAUAUCAAGCGUGAAAGUGUCUGGGUCUGGAAGAUUCUGAGACUUGUCAUUCAUGUUUUGCAUUGGCCAUGAUGUCUGUGAUGCAUGCCCUAGCAUCACAGAUUUUUUGAGGGCUUCGCGAUGCCUAUUUAUUUUCCGCAUGACAAAUUCCCUCUCCGCGUAGGCAAUCGAUAGCGGUUUUGCAGGUGCAGCCGGGUGGUAGUUAGGAAGUGGGCCGCGUCUCCACCUAGGGGUAUCGGCAGAGGCUAAAUCUGUUCUAACGCCCAGGUAUUGGCAGAGGCUAAAUCUGUUCUAACGCCGACCCGCCAGGAGUUAAAUGGUACUACUACUACUACGCGUAGCAAAAAUUGUAUUCCCUCUGCUGCUCAUGCAAUGCAGAUUUUUUUGGAAUCCAAAUUCAGCAUCACAAGUUGCAUUCUUCCAGACCCAGACAUUUUUACAUUUGAUACAACAACCGGAAAGACGACCAGUUCCAGGAGUGUUGCCGCAUGGUCGCGGUGUGUUACCCACACGGGUGCGCGCUCCCGUCGAAAGCCGUGCCGGAAAGCGUCGCCAAAGUUGUCACGUUCGGGUAUGAGACGAUGGGGCCACGUAUGCAAGGCAGAUGAAAUAGUCGCGUAGUUCUUCCCGAUUGUUGUCGAUUUCUUGUGAUGCAUGAGGCGCGCAAAAAAAUUAAAAUAUGAAUUUGAAAGCUACCUCUUCUUGUUCUGUAAUGCAAUCGGACAUUACAACACACACGACAAAUCGGCUCCACGAAGAUGAACACGCGGAUUUCGUUUUUCCCUCCCACACCAAACCUCCACGAAGCUCGGCUCGCGAUGGACACCUUCCGCCGCGCGACGAACAUUUACGGGCAGUUAGCCAUUGCAGUGACCGACGAGAACGGAAACGAAAUCAUCAAAAACUACCGCGGGACGAAAAAUUACAUCCGGUCAGACAAGUCCAAAAACGACUUCGCCAGAAUCAUCGAAAUUACGAAGAAAAAACUCGGCCCGAACUUCAAGGAGAAGAAGGACGUCGUGGGCUCCUGCCCCAACAAAGAGGAUUGCGAAGCGUAUCCGCUCCACGUCUACGACUGGAUGUUUGAACUGCACGGCUUCAGCGAUUGCUCCCGGAAAGCGCAACUCCAGGAGGGGAACGUCCGGAUUACUUGGAUGACCGAACAAGCGGGUGGAGAAGCAGAAGCAGGCGGUGGUACUGCUGCUGCUGUUGUCAACACCGAGAUGAACGACAAGAAGAACGCCGAACAAGAAGAAGCAGGAGCUGGUCCUGCACCUCCUGCUGCCCCGACAUCAACUACUACAAAGAUGAAAACGAAAAAGGCGGACCGUACCGGGAAGGAGGAGCGCGAGGCGUCCAAGCGACAUGGGCGAGGAAACCUGCGGCACCUAGAAGGCCGAACGUUGACCUGGGUGAAGGGCCGGGAGUUGUGGGGGAAGGGGGAGAGGAGCUACGGAAAACUGGGUUUCCUGCCCUUCCGAGACUGGCCCAAGCACUGGUGGUAUCAACUGCAAAAAUGUGUGGGUCUCGAAGAAUCCGAACUUGUGAUGCUGCAUUUGGAUUCCGAAAAAACCUGUAAGUAUUGCAUAAGCAGCAAAGGGAAUGCAAUUUUGGCUACGCGGAGAGGGCAUUUGUCAUGCGGAAUAGGUAUCACGAAGCCCUCAAGAAGUCUGUGAUGCUGGGGCAUGCAUCACAGACAUCAUGGCCCAUGCAAAACGUGCAUGACAAGUCCCAGAAUCUUGAUCUUCCAGACCCAGACACUUUUGCAUUUCAUAGCUGGUUUUUGAAAGAGCAGGACGUACAGCCGUAUGUGGAUUUGUUGGAGGUACAUAGUACUUAUUCCCCAAAAUUUUUUCUCUACUACGUCUACGACUACGUGAACGGUUUAGAAGUAUUGUCUUGUUGAAAUCAACUACCUGUACCUGCUUCGUUUCACGACCGACGAAGAUGAAGAACUGAAUUUCUACCAUGCUGUUGCUGACACGACGCACAUGGCUCCUUCGUGCAUCAAUGCACCAACUUCCAGCUCUUAUUGCUAAGAAGCGAGCCGAAAAAAAAAUGUCGGAAGAUAACUACUUACUUACAAUCUUUCAUACCUCUACAUACCAGGUCAUGUUCGGCGUCGUGAACCAGAAAGAAUACGAAGCAGCGUUGCAAACCGGACUCUCCAAGGAUGACGCCCUGCAAAAAGCCAGCUGGUUGAAGGAGCCGUGUACCCUGAGAAUUAGUAACACGUCGCUGGAUAUCUACGCGACCCCGCGGUUUGAUAAAAAAGCAAAAGACGUGAUCCACAUCAAAAUGUCCGCCCGGAAAACGGACGACUACCGAUACACCAACGACCACGCGACGGGGCACUGGGGGGAGUUUGAGGAGAAAGUUAAUGCGGACUUCAAAAUUAUGGAAGUGUCAGAAACGAAAUCGUCAAAGUUGAAAUAGUUUGUCAUGCAUAAGAUGCAAGGCAUGGAGUGCCUGUCUUGCCGGGAUGGCAAGUGAGGCAGAUUGUGAGCUUAUUUAGGGUUUGGGAUAGAGCUGCUGAAGGAGCAUGACAAAAAAAGUCUUCUGUGCCCAAACAGCAUGACAAAUGGGAUUCCGGUCGUGCUCCGAAAAUUUGUCAUGCGCCGUUUGAAAAUUGGGCUUCCAACUGGUAUCCAUUUUAUGCAUGACAAAUCAUUUCAACUUUGACGAUUUCAAUCCUGACAGAUCCAUAAAAAUGGUCAUGUCCGACGAGCAGCGGUUGCAGCAAGAGGCCCUGCAGAAGAUGAAGCAACAGCUGAAAGACGAGCGUAUUCUUGCACAGAAAAAAGAGUUAUCCCAGAGAAAAAAGCUGGCAGGGCAUGUUUGUCAUGCAAAAAUAGAUACACAGAAAAAUCUGUCAUGGGCGGACUCAUAGCAUGCUAUUUAGGAUAAUACGCAAUACAAGUUUUUUUGUCAAUUUAUUUUUGCAUUACAAAGAAAUGUGACCUGCCAGCUUUUUUCUGUGUGAUAAGAGCAAGAGGAGGAACAAGGCAAGAAGAUGAACAACGGGAAAAAUAGCAAAACGUCCAAGAGUAGUACCGCGUCUGGCGCACUAAACGUAAAGAAGAAUCAAGAGGAAAAAGAAAAAAAGGUGAAUCCGAACAAGGCGAAGGACAAACAAUCAGCUUCUACGACGACGAAAGCCAACAAGCGCAAGAAGACUGAGGAGACGGAUGGAAGUAAAGAAAAACCCGAUCCGGCGUCAAAAAAGCAGAAGAAAAAGUGAGGGUUACUACCUCAUACAUGAGCUGAUCUUCUUGUUAUGGGAUUUGGUACAAUUUCAAUUUCAUCAUCCGUGUCCGACCUUCUUAGAUGUUGCCAACGAACGUGCUAUUUACGUAGAUUUUUGUUGAAAUCGUAUUCCUACUUUCAAUUGUGCUGCUGCACUGGAGCAAAGACUCCAAAUCCAUCAGCGACCGUUCUUGUGCCGUCCCGCCUUCUCCGUCGAAUAUAUUCCACCUCUCUGUACUAGUGUGAGUAACAGAAUGGACGUUGACGCUAGUCGAGUCUUUUGCUUUUUGUUUGUUCUUCUAUGUUGUUGUACUGACCAAAUACACUUACGCAGCGGUGAAAAGUCUCAUGUUUGAACCGAAACAAAGGAACUCGGUCAUGCCUGCUGCGGUGAUUUUUUUCAACGCAUGGAUUGAAUUGUCGCUAACGAAACUAGGUUCUGGACACUUUUAUGCGCAUUGCUUCUGAUUGUCGAUUCCUUAUUGACAUCCAUCGUCAUCGUCUGAAUGAACAAGGUAGUAGUAGUAGUAUUACCCAUCAAAACGGGGUAAAACGAUAAAUAAAAGAGUCUAUCUAUUUA
This is a messenger RNA of Amoebophrya sp. A120, 6913 nucleotides long. NCBI's taxonomy places the organism in Eukaryota, Dinophyceae, Syndiniales, Amoebophryaceae. The record is from the annotation of a GenBank genome assembly.